GCUUCGGAAGCUGCGCCACGAUGCCGAGAUGUUCACCUGGCUAGAGCAGGAAGGCAAAGUCAAGACCGAAGUGAAGAAACUCUACAGAGGCGUGUUCCACUCGGCUCGAGCGCAGCAUCUUCAAAAUCCGGACAAGGUCUUCGAACUUGCUUUCCAAGAGCAGACUGCAGAUCGACAGCUUUGGCAGAAGGCGAACAACAAAGCAGUUUACUGGGAUCCCGCCGGCAAAGAAGUGCCGAAGAGGACCCUGCGAGCCAAACCAGCCGAGCUGAGAAGUCUGGAGGACAGGUUCGCAACUUCUGGCCAUGCUGUGGCAGAGAAGCUGCUGACCGAGAGGAGCCUGAAGCAGCUCAAGCGAUUUCUUCAG
Symbiodinium sp. CCMP2456 is the source of this 367-nucleotide messenger RNA. The record is from the annotation of a GenBank genome assembly. Lineage: Eukaryota; Dinophyceae; Suessiales; Symbiodiniaceae.